Molecule: messenger RNA, 1671 nt
Organism: Laccaria bicolor S238N-H82
Lineage: Eukaryota; Fungi; Basidiomycota; Agaricomycetes; Agaricales; Hydnangiaceae
Exons: 10
Coding region: 1-1671 (556 amino acids)
Source: RefSeq, a predicted model, not a curated record
AUGACAAAGCCCUCGUCUCCUCUGCUUACGUCGCUCAACUUAGCUGCAUCCACCUUGCCUGAAGGCAAAAGGAAUCUCAGGCUAAAAGAGUCGCAGUUUAUCUCAAAGAAUGGUCAUCGCCAUCAUUCUUACGACAACGAGAAAGCCCCGUAUCCUCUAUCUUACGAUAGCCAUGUAUUGGAAAUAGAAUCGCUCGACAAUCGCCUCGCAUAUUACCUUCGGGGGUCUGUUUCCUUUGUCAAUUUCACUGAAUUACCAAGGCGCGCCUUGGACCUUGGAUGUGGAACUGGUACAUGGGUCAUUGAAGCAGCGAAGGAGUGGCCUCAAUGCAAUUUUGUCGGCUUUGAUCUCGUAAAAAUUCAACUACCGGUGCUGGAACCAGAGUUAGCAUCGCGAAUACAAUGGCAACAUGGCAACUUCUUGACAACCAAGCUGCCCUUUGAGGAUGAUGAAUUCGACCAUGUGCAUAUUCAAUCCAUUGCCAAGGGUGUUCCAGAAAAUAAGUGGGGUACUCUCUUCGAAGAGGUCAACAGGGUUUUGCGACCUGAAGGCUCGGUGGAGAUAAUUGAGGAUGAUGUUUUAUUUCCCUCACUGCCUCGGUGGUUUACUUCUGCGCUGCGGGCUCGCCCACGUCGAACAUCGUCCAUUCACCAUCCUGAUGGAACUAAGCAUGGGUACUUUUCCCCGCCCAGAUCAGACGAUACUAUGCCCAGCCACGACCAUGCUCUCCUCGAGUCUCUCAACAGAUCUGUUUUCGAACAUCGCUUUAUCAACAUGACCCCGACUGCUAUUUUGCCAAGUUAUUUUACCACCUACUUUAGACAAGUCACGCUGGGACCCGUGCUUAAUUUCCCCAUGCCACCACUUCCUCCCUUGCGACCCUUAUCGCCUCAGCUGGUAACUGCAUACGCUAUCUCAAGCCUGGAUGCACUUGAUACUCACUCAUGGAGCAAUUCUCCCUCUUCCUCUCCUCCGCACAGCAAGAGGCCAGCUUCGCUUUCAUUUUCUUCAUCAAUCUCGACGACGACAAACUCGACGACGGCGUCGUCCAAUGGCCCAUUACUAUUGAGCAACCGCCCUCGUACUGCCUCUGCUUCCUGGGAGAGUUCAUUAUCCCCAAUAGUGAGCAAGACGUCCCCAAGUAGCCCACCUAAAGCUCCGCUAAAUUCACAUGUGGAACGAUUUGUGCUGGACCGCUCGUCCGAUGGAUAUGAUUACAUCGCGUCAUCGCAGCCACUUUUUGCCAUAGACCGUCUCAUGACAUUGAGUGAACGGUCACUUGCGAUGCAUCUGUACCGCUCGUAUCAAUCUGUUCUAGCAUGUCAAGAGGCCAUGUGGGAGGAACUGAUGGAUCGGGUGUGGAAUCGGAAGGAGGAGUUGGUGCCUUUUGGAUGGGACGAUGACGAAGAGUUGGAAGAACUCCAGAGUAGGAAGAAGUUUGAAAAAUUGAUGGAACGGUUUCAAUCCGAUAUGCAAGCGCGUCUGUCAUUAUGGUGCUCUUUGACUGACAUAGGCUGGCUGUUGCCUACUAGAGAACCACUCUCCAAAGCAGAAGUGAUUGAAGAGGAGCGGAUACGGGAGAGCAUGUUGGAGGCUCGUCAGUUUGCGUCUGAAGAGGAUUUGCAGACUGCCUGUCGUUCUUUGCGGGUGCUCGUUGGGUAUAAGCUGUGA